AUGAAACAAACUAUUACAUCUACUUCAUUUUUGUCACCAUUCAAUGGUAAAACAAUUGUUCUCGAACUUGGUCGUGAAAUAGGCUUCAAAGCUAAACAAGAACUAAUCAAUUAUUUGCGAGAACAACAAGCACAUAUUUCAUAUAUUCUUACAGCUAGUACUGACUAUGUUUUGGUUACAAAGAGUGUAGAUAGCUAUAAGACACGUCGUGCUAAACAGCUCGGCUUGCCAUUGGUCAAUGUUGAAUAUAUCUACGAAUAUCGUCGUUUGCCGUCUGAUCAAACAUCACUCGAUAUUAGCAAAUUUAUCAUCAAAUCAGUUGAAGAUCAAGAAAAUUUUACGAAGACUGGGACUAUUUCCGUCACAGAAUCUCGAGCAAGCACGAGCAAAAUCAAUAAGUUCGAUUUGACUAAAAUCAAACUAUGGAAUUCGGAUGAUAUUGAUUUGCCUCGUUUCAAUGAAUUGACACAUUGUGAAAUUGGCAAAUGGGCCAUUUUCAAAGAAACUAACGAUAAUUCAGAUGUAUUUUUUGUUCUCGAACUUCAAGUUAUUCCCGAACAAUACUACGAUCAAACAACUAGUGAUUAUCGACUAAGAUUUCGAUACGAAAAACAGACGAUUGUUGGCGAAGGCCAAAAACAAGAUAAAAAAGUAUUGAUACAAUAUGCAUUUAGUGAUGAUCCAAACGAACAACAACACUUAUUUGCAUCAUACUAUUAUCGAAUAGCUACAAUGCCACGUGUAACAAGAAUUCGUGAAAUGUUACCUGAUAAAUUGGGAUCAAAAUUAUUAUUACGCUCAUUAUUUACUCAUCGUAUCGAUACACAAAUACUUGAUGAUAAUGUAUGUCAAUUGAUUGAAUCGAUUUGGUUAGAAUCGAUUGGUGAUCUGAAUAAAAUUUUGAGUGUAUCACCUGAAUCAAUCAAUCUUAAAACGAUCAUCGAAGCUGAAGCAGCACUGCUUGAACUCAAAUCGACCAAUGAUUCUGCUGCUGCACUUCGUUUCUAUUCACUUAUUCCUCAUCGACCACCGUACAACAUUGAUCUCAUAAAAAAUCGUCGAGCAUUAACCGAAAAAAUUGAUUUAUGUCAGAUGCUUCGAGAUAUGCUUACAGUCAACGAACUGACUAAUUGGAAUGUUAAAGCACCGAUCGAAGCCAAAUAUCGAGCAUUGAAAUGUCAUAUUGAAACAUUAGAUAGUUCAACACCCGCAUUUAAGAAUGUUGCCAAGUUCAUUCAAUCAUCGACUGACAAUGGUGAACAAAUUAUUAUUCAUCAUGUAUUCAGUGUGGCCAAACAGACAGAUGCACUCAAUUAUUGUACAUCACUAUCCCAUCAACAGCAAUUAUUUCAUGGAUCGAAAUAUGCUAACUUUCUUGGAAUUCUUUCACGUGGUUUAGCUAUGCCAAAAAUGGUAGUUGAAGAAUUGGGUAUCGUACGCACUGAUAUUGGUUGUCUUGGUUAUGGAAUUUACUUUUCUGAUUCUGCUUCUACAUCUCUAAAAUAUACGACAGCAAGCACAACACGACCAGGUCGACGAUUGUUGUGCAUCUGUCAAGUAGCACUAGGCGAAACGGCUAAUUAUUAUUCAUUUUCACCGACUCUCAUCAAACCUCCCGACGGUUUUCAUAGUACACAUGGAGUUAAACAGACGGAAGAAAAUCAUUCAAUGUUUACCGAUAAUGAAUAUGCAAUCUAUCAACUUGAUCAGCAACGUUUACUCUACAUUGUGGAAGUUUCGUGGGCACCAAACGAUACUCUCGACGUUAAAUUAGAACGAUUACCAAUUGUCCACUAUCAACAACAUGCGUUAAAAUUGAGUGAACAUGUCGAAGUUCCAUUGACAAUCGAUGAUGAAGUCAUUGAAAUAGCCGAACAAGAUUAUGGUUUAAUAUGCCCGUCGUCAGGAAAACUCGUUCCACUUAAAUCAUUUCAUAUUCGUGCUCAAAUUGUUGAUGCUACCGUUGAAGUUGUUCUUUAUCAAGUCUAUCAUAAUACGAGUUCAACACCGAUUGAAGCUAAAUAUGUAUUUCCUCUUGAUGAAAAUUCAACUGUAUGUGGUUUUGAAGCACAUAUUAACAAUAAAGUUAUUAAAGGUGUUGUCAAAGAAAAAGAACAAGCCAAACAAGAAUAUCGAGAAGCAAUUGAAAAGGGUCAUGGAGCAUAUUUGAUGCAUCAAGAACAAGCUCAAGUAUUCAGUGUAGCUGUUGGUAAUUUACCAGCAAAUAAUGAAGUCAUUAUUAAAAUAACUUAUGUUGCCGAAUUAGAAAUCGAAAAUGGUGAUAUCAUUUUUCGUCUUCCAGCUAAAAUGGCUUCAUGGCAAUCGAAACAAGCAAUCGAAAGCAAAGAUCAAUCAAUUGUACGAUCUAUCGAUAUUGUCGAUGAAAAAGUCGAAUUUAGUUUCAAAGCAUCAAUUCGAAUGCCAUAUGAAAUAAUUAAAUUAUUUUCACCAACACAUCGUCUUCGUCGAAAAUUAACCGAUUGUAUAGCCAUGAUCGAACUUGUCGAUAACGUCUUAAUUGAUCGAGAUUUUGUUCUUUCGAUAACACUUAAAAGUGCUAAUUUACCUCGAAUAUUAAAUGAAACAUUGUCAUUGAAUGAUGACAGUGGAACAACAACAACAACAACAACAUCAAACAAUUAUGAUUCUCAAGCAUGUAUGCUUACUUUUUAUCCACGAUUCGAAACAUUAACGAAUUCGAAUGAACAAGUUGAAAUUAUAUUUAUUGUCGAUGUAUCAAAUUCAAUGGAUGGUACGCAUGUACAACAAGCUAAACAAUUAGCUCAUUUGUUUCUUACAAAUUUGAAAGUUGACGAUGGAAAUACAUAUUUUAAUAUAGUUACUUUUGGAUCAGAUAAUGAUGAAUGUUUUCCGAUUGCAACGCCAACCACAAAAGAGAAUCUUGAUAAAGCCAAACAUUUUGUUCUCCAUUCACUUGUUCAUCGUGGUAAUACGGAUCUAUUUGCUGUUCUUCAUCGUUAUUCACUGUUACCAUCAUCCAAUUAUGGUCGUCAAUUCAUUCUUUUAUCCGAUGGCCAUAUACAUGAUCUCAAUUCGAUUCUUGCUUUACUCCAACAUCGAUCAACUAUGCGUCGUGAUCGCCUAUUUACAUGUGCGAUUGGUAAUAUUGCUAACAAGCAUGGUUUGAAACAGUUAGCAAAUGAAGCGAAUGGAGGUGGUCUAACAACAAUAUUCGAUUCAAACUAUCGAUCAAGAUGGAAAACAAAAGUGUUAAAUAUUCUUGAACAUGUUCGACAGCCAUGUGUUACAAGUAUAUCGAUCGAUUGGCAUGGUAGUUUAGAUAAAGAACAAAAAUUUAAUAUGCAAACACCAAAAAUCAUUCGAUCUUUAUUCAACGGAAUGCGACUUAGUGUCUAUCGAUUCAUACAAAAUUGUCAUAAGGCAACAUUGACAGCUACUAUCGAUGGACAAGAAUUUGUUACGACUGUAUUUAGUAGUCCGAUGACAACAACCAAAGGACGUAUUCUACACUGUUUAACUGCUCGAGCGAUUAUUGAUGAUUAUGACAAUGGACUAUUACAUGUAGACGAGAGCGAAAACGAACUAUUCAAAGUUCAAUAUAAACAAGAUCUCAUCGAUUUAAGCAUCAAACAUUCUGUCGUCAGUGCAUAUACUAGUUUUGUUGCCAUUGAAGAACGUGAUACCAAAAUGGAUACACAAACUCUUCAACCGGGUGUUCGUCUCCUUGACGUUAUGCUUGAUCGAGAUGUCGAUUUACUACCAUAUAUGCAAUGGGAUGGUGACCUAUCCAGUUUGACUUUGAUCAAACAAAAAUUGAUUGAUGCACGUAUUUCACUUCAAAAUGCAUCGAUUCAGAGUAAAAAAGAAUCGGUUACCGACAUUGAAAAACUAUGUGAAAAAAUCUCCUAUCGAGCAGGAGGUGAUGCGAAAUUUGAUAUGAUGAUGACCAUUAUACGUGCAUAUCGUUAUUCAUUGAAUGAACACGAAAAAGCCAAUCAACUCGAAGACAAAAUGCGAAAUGAUCUCAAGAAUGAAAUGGUUAGUGCAACGACUGAAGAACUACAAGCAUUACAACAACGAUGUCAAUCUAACAAUUUAAGAAUCACAAGUGAUGAAGAGUACGUAAAAGAAAAGGAUGGAAAUAUUUGA
Molecule: messenger RNA, 4131 nt
Organism: Rotaria sordida
Lineage: Eukaryota; Metazoa; Rotifera; Eurotatoria; Philodinida; Philodinidae
Source: the annotation of a GenBank genome assembly